AGUCCAAAUGUCAUUGACAUCAGAGAGAAUGUGGCUUGUUGCAUACGAAGAAGUUCUGGUUUUCAACUUCACAAUAAAAUGAUUGCAUAGCCGUUUUGCCCGUUAUUAGCCUCGAGGCUCCGGCAGAGUGAAUAGCGUGUCAAUAAGUACAGCUCGAAUUACAAAAUCACAGCUCUGUUCGUUUAAAUCAAUUAAGGACGUUUUAGAUAAAAAUUUAAAAAUGGUUAUACAAAAAAUUUGCUGUCUCGGUGCUGGCUACGUCGGCGGUCCUACGUGCAGUGUGAUUGCGUUAAAAUGCCCUAAUAUUAAAGUGACUGUUUGCGACAAAAGCGUAGAGAGAAUAAAUCAGUGGAACUCCGAUAAAUUGCCGAUCUACGAGCCCGGUUUAGAUGAUGUUGUCAAGCAAUGUCGAGGUAGGAAUCUAUUUUUCUCAACCGACAUUGAAACUAGUAUCGUGGAGGCCGAUUUAAUUUUCAUCUCAGUGAAUACGCCGACUAAAACGAUCGGCAAUGGCAAAGGCAGAGCUGCUGAUCUUAAAUAUAUCGAGGGCGCUGCCCGUAUGAUCGCAGACAUCGCUACGAGUAACAAAAUCGUUGUAGAAAAAAGUACCGUACCAGUGAAAGCGGCUGAAAUUAUCAUGAAAAUAUUACGCGCUAACACGAAGCCCGGUGUCGAGUAUCAGAUAUUGUCAAAUCCUGAAUUUUUGGCUGAGGGUACAGCUAUUGUGGAUCUCGUUGAAGCUGAGAGGGUGCUUAUUGGCGGUGAAGACACACCUGAGGGCCAAAAAGCUGUACAGGCUCUCUGCUGGGUAUAUGAACACUGGAUUCCAGCAAAAAACAUCCUAACAACCAAUACCUGGAGUUCAGAGUUGUCUAAGCUGGCUGCUAACGCCUUUUUAGCUCAAAGAAUCUCCAGUAUUAAUUCAUUAUCUGCUGUCUGUGAGGCUACAGGUGCUGAUGUGUCUGAAGUAGCUAGAGCUGUAGGUAGAGAUUCUCGUAUUGGCCCUAAAUUCCUUGAAGCAUCCAUCGGUUUUGGAGGCAGCUGCUUCCAGAAGGAUAUUCUUAAUCUCAUCUACUUAUCAGAAUGUCUUAAUUUACCAGAAGUAGCUGCAUAUUGGCAGCAAGUCGUCAACUUAAAUGAUUAUCAGAAAACAAGAUUCACUCGUAAAGUUAUCGAGUCAUUAUUUAACACAGUAGCUGACAAAAAAAUUGCAGUACUUGGAUUUUCGUUCAAAAAAAAUACUGGAGACACACGAGAAUCCCCAGCCAUUUAUGUAUCAACAACUUUACUAGACGAAGGGGCGAAAUUACAUAUCUACGACCCAAAAGUAGAACAUGAUCAAAUAUACUACGAGUUACUCCAUCCACAAGUCACAAAUGAACCAGAAUUAGUUCGUAAGAAUAUUGAAAUUCAUGAUUCGGCAUAUUCAGCUGUAUCAGGGGCCCAUGCGAUCGUAUUAUGCACAGAAUGGGAUGAAUUUAAAUCUCUAGACUAUAAGAAAAUAUAUGAAGUUAUGAUGAAGCCCGCUUACAUAUUCGAUGGUCGUAAAAUUUUGGAUCACGAAGCAUUGUUGAAUAUUGGUUUCCAUGUGCAGACAAUUGGGAAGAGAUUGUCGAGGACGAGUAGCAUAAGAGCACAAGGCAGCCAAACGAUGCCCUAGGUGUUAAACUCACUAUACGAAAACUCAGUAUACAAUCAACUAUAUUAACUAUGGACUUCGAUAUAUAAGGUAAAAAAAAAAUAGCUCAACCAAUUCUUUUUAUUCUGUGACGUUAACGAAACGACGGAUAAUAUUGAUGUGGUUUUUAUUUUGGCAUAAUUCUUUGUGCCUUUGCUAGAGAUGUUUAUUUUUUUUUAUUUCUUGGAUUUAUAGAACGUUUGAGCUAUUUUUAAAUUGUCAAAAUCGUUUAAUAUUUUUAUCGGACAAAUAUAGUAAUAAUUGUAUCGCUAGCCUAAACAUUUUAAGAAAUUUUAUUUUUUAUAGUUUAUUUUAAUGAUAGCUAAUAUUAUCUGUAUGAUAUAUAGUUUAACUACUCUGUAUUUAAAUACUCUUGACCGGUUUUUAAUGGAAACGUAUUUUUGAAUUUAGAACACGCACAAUUUCGUUUUCAAAUAACCAAUGCUUUAAAACGUAUAUGUUAUCUGUGACUCAACGGUAUACAGUAUCUAAUCCUACCUCGUUGAACUGUUGAAGAGUUUCAUCCACACCUAGAACAAAAUU
This is a messenger RNA of Vanessa tameamea, 2221 nucleotides long. RefSeq names its product sugarless (gene sgl). Gene Ontology annotation, cellular component: nucleus. The transcript has 2 exons. Gene Ontology annotation, biological process: glycosaminoglycan biosynthetic process. The coding region runs from base 221 to 1660 and encodes 479 amino acids. Gene Ontology annotation, molecular function: NAD binding; UDP-glucose 6-dehydrogenase activity. NCBI's taxonomy places the organism in Eukaryota, Metazoa, Arthropoda, Insecta, Lepidoptera, Nymphalidae. The record is from RefSeq and is a predicted model, not a curated record.